Molecule: messenger RNA, 730 nt
Organism: Vombatus ursinus (common wombat)
Lineage: Eukaryota; Metazoa; Chordata; Mammalia; Diprotodontia; Vombatidae
Product: syndetin-like
Exons: 5
Coding region: 85-720 (211 amino acids)
Biological process (GO): endocytic recycling; retrograde transport, endosome to Golgi
Cellular component (GO): EARP complex
Molecular function (GO): SNARE binding
Source: RefSeq, a predicted model, not a curated record
CUCCUCCCCCCCAUCCCCCUCCCCCUCCCCAGGGUCUUCCUGGCUGAGCAGUUUGAGUUCCUGCAGCCGCACCUGGACGCCGUGAUGCCUGCCGUGAAGAAGCCCUUCCUGCAGCAGUUUUACUCUCAGACGGUGUCCACCGCCAGCGAGCUGCGCAAGCCCAUCUACUGGAUUGUGGCGGGGAAGGCGAUUGACUAUGAGCAGAUGCUGCUUCUGAUGACUAGCGUCAAGUGGGACGUGAGAGAGAUUAUGUCCCAGCACAACGUCUACGUGGACACUUUGCUGAAGGAGUUCGAGCAGUUUAACAGGCGGCUGACCGAGGUAUCGAAGAGGGUUCGGAUCCCCCUACCCGUGUCCAAUAUCCUGUGGGAGCACUGCAUCCGUCUGGCCAACAGGACGAUCGUGGAGGGCUAUGCCAAUGUGAAAAAGUGCAGCAACGAGGGCCGGGCCUUGAUGCAGCUGGAUUUCCAGCAGUUCCUCAUGAAGCUGGAGAAGCUGACGGACAUCAGGCCCAUCCCUGACAAGGAGUUUGUGGAGACCUACAUCAAAGCCUAUUACCUGACCGAGAACGACAUGGAGCGCUGGAUCAAGGAGCACCGGGAGUACUCCUCCAAGCAGCUGACCAACCUGGUGAAUGUGUGCCUGGGCUCUCACAUCAACAAGAAGGCGCGGCAAAAGCUCCUCGCGGCCAUAGACGACAUCGACAGGCCCAAGAGAUAGUGAGCCAGGG